CUUGUGCUCAUUCAUCGCUAACGUCGAGUCCUCCUCGCUCUCUCUCUCUCUCUCUGCCUUUUCGAAUCAAAGUCGUCUCCUUUUCCGCAACUAUGUCGAAGAAGAUCAUCCUCAAGAGUUCCGACGGCGAAUCGUUCGAGGUCGAUGAGGCCGUUGCGCUCGAGUCCCAGACGAUCAAGCACAUGGUCGAAGACGACUGCAUCGCUGACGGAAUCCCUCUUCCGAACGUCACCAGCGCCAUCCUCGCCAAGGUUAUCGAGUACUGCAAGAAGCACGUCGACGCCGCCGCCGAGGCUAACGCCGGAGACAAGGACAUCUACGGAAACACCGAGGACACCGAGCUCAAGAAUUGGGAUACCGAGUUCGCUAAAGUUGAUCAGCCUACGCUCUUCGAUCUCAUCUUGGCUGCUAAUUAUCUGAACAUCACUGGACUUCUUGACUUGACGUGCAAGACUGUGGCGGAUAUGAUCGUAGGCAAGACCCCAGCUCAGAUGCGCGAGCACUUCAACAUCAAGAACGACUACACGCCUGAGGAAGAAGAAGAGGUUCGCAAGGAGAAUGCUUGGGCCUUCGAGUGACUUUUGAUCCCCCCUGGUGUUUUAGGAUCCUUUAGUCUUCUUUCUUUUUCUCUUUUGGUUUGAAGCUUGUCAUUUGUCUAUGAACAUGGCUUUGUUCUACUAAAUUGGUUUUUUUUUUAAUCAUAAAGUUUGCGUCUUUGUGCUU
This is a messenger RNA of Brassica oleracea var. oleracea, 723 nucleotides long. RefSeq names its product SKP1-like protein 3. The record is from RefSeq and is a predicted model, not a curated record. Gene Ontology annotation, cellular component: nucleus; cytoplasm. Bases 93 to 578 code for a protein of 161 amino acids. Gene Ontology annotation, biological process: SCF-dependent proteasomal ubiquitin-dependent protein catabolic process. NCBI's taxonomy places the organism in Eukaryota, Viridiplantae, Streptophyta, Magnoliopsida, Brassicales, Brassicaceae. The transcript is spliced from 2 exons. Gene Ontology annotation, molecular function: cullin family protein binding.